This is a messenger RNA of Notolabrus celidotus (New Zealand spotty), 4499 nucleotides long. RefSeq names its product ribosomal protein S6 kinase a, polypeptide 1 (gene rps6ka1). Gene Ontology annotation, molecular function: ribosomal protein S6 kinase activity; magnesium ion binding; ATP binding. Bases 629 to 2836 code for a protein of 735 amino acids. NCBI's taxonomy places the organism in Eukaryota, Metazoa, Chordata, Actinopteri, Labriformes, Labridae. The record is from RefSeq and is a predicted model, not a curated record. Gene Ontology annotation, biological process: intracellular signal transduction; positive regulation of DNA-templated transcription; protein phosphorylation. The transcript has 22 exons.
AUAACAGCUCGAGUUUGGAGGCUGCUCGUACUACAGAGCCACACUGAGGUCUCUGUGGGGAAAGCAGGCGGACUGAGCGAAGUGUUCGCCUUCAGCCCGGGGAGAAAUCACAGCUGUACACUCGGGAAGGAGGACGUCAGGAGCGGAUAACGGCGUCGAAGGGGCUCUGGUUAAUUCCUUCAGGUGGCUUUAGUAUUUGAACACACUGGCUUGAAUCAGAGUCUUUGGCACUGCUUUCCUCUCCUCUCGUGCUCGUAAAACCUAAACCCCUGAGAAAGCAACGCGGGUACCUGCACAGAGAAGCGCUUCCAUAAGUGCUGUAUUGGUCAUUUCUGCUGGAUUAUCUCCCCAAACAAACGCGCGCAAAUGCGCAAGUGCCAAAACCGACACCAGAGUCAAGAGCAAGGGAUUACAAUUGUGUUCUAAGCUCGCAGCGUCUGCAUGCGCGUCUUCUUCUCUGAGCCGGGAGCAAAGUACUGAUAGGCUAAAUCUACUCUACCUGGACUUUGGAGCUCCUUCUUCUUCCUCUUCCCCGAGCUGCACUUGACAGGAGGAGCAGCGGCGAUAAAAAAAAAUCUGUAGAGACCACAUUUCAGCAGCUGAGGAGGGGAACUGAGAUCCGGCGAAAAUGCCUCUUGCACAGAUAUCGGAGCCAUGGCCCACGAUGGAACUAGUGCAGCUCGAGACAGAGAAUGGGCAGAGCACUGCUGAGGAUGGAGUCACGCCUGCUGUCAAGGACGAUGGCGAAAUCAAGGAGAUCAACAUCACCCAUGUGGUCAAGGAGGGCUCAGAGAAGGCUGAUGCCUCUCAGUUUGAACUGCUCAAAGUUUUGGGACAGGGAUCAUUUGGCAAGGUAUUCCUGGUGCGAAAGGUGACCGAACCUGAUGCCAACCAGCUCUACGCCAUGAAGGUGCUCAAGAAGGCGACACUCAAAGUGAGAGACCGUGUGAGAACUAAGAUGGAGAGAGACAUCCUGGCAGACGUCAACCACCCAUUUGUUGUCAAAUUGCACUAUGCAUUCCAGACUGAAGGCAAGUUGUACUUGAUCUUGGACUUUCUCAGAGGAGGAGAUCUUUUCACAAGACUCUCCAAAGAGGUAAUGUUCACAGAGGAGGAUGUGAAGUUUUAUCUUGCAGAGCUGGCAUUGGGAUUGGACCACCUCCACAGCCUGGGCAUCAUCUACAGGGACCUCAAACCUGAAAACAUUCUGCUGGAUGAGGAGGGUCAUAUCAAACUUACAGAUUUUGGCUUAUGUAAGGAGGCCAUCGAUCAUGAGAAGAAAGCGUAUUCCUUCUGUGGCACUGUGGAGUACAUGGCUCCAGAGGUGGUGAACAGGCAGGGGCACACCCACAGCGCUGACUGGUGGUCAUUUGGAGUACUAAUGUUUGAGAUGUUGACCGGGUCACUGCCGUUUCAAGGGAAGGACCGCAAAGAAACUAUGAGCCUGAUUCUAAAGGCACGUCUAGGAAUGCCUCAGUUCCUAAGUGCAGAGGCCCAGUCCUUGCUCAGGGCUCUCUUCAAGAGAAACCCUUCCAACAGACUGGGAUCUGGAGCCGAUGGUGCAGAGGAGAUCAAACGGCAUGGUUUCUUCUCCACAAUAGAUUGGAAUAAACUCUUCAGAAGAGAACUAAAGCCUCCAUUCAGACCGGCAGUGGCUCGUCCUGACGACACCUUCUACUUUGACUCUGAGUUCACCUCCCGCACUCCCAAAGACUCCCCUGGUAUUCCCCCCAGUGCCGGAGCUCACCAGCUUUUCAGAGGUUUCAGCUUUAUUGCAUCAACUCUGUUGGAUGAGGAAGGUUUCGCAGAGCCAGUCCAGCCCCCGCCACACCCAGUGGUCCAGCAAUUACACGGGAAGAACCUGCUGUUCAGCGAUGGCUACGUACUGAAGGAGGACAUCGGCAUGGGCUCCUUCUCCGUCUGUAAACGAUGCAUCCAUAAAACCACCAACACAGAAUACGCCGUCAAGAUGAUUGACAAGACCAGUACAGACCCCUCUGAGGAGAUUGAGAUCCUGCUUCGAUAUGGACAGCACCCGAACAUCAUCACCCUGAAGGAUGUGUAUGACAACGGUAAGCAGGUGUUCCUGGUGACGGAGCUGAUGCGUGGAGGAGAGUUGUUGGAUCGGAUCCUCAAGCAGAAGUUUUUCUCGGAGAGAGAGGCCAGCGCCGUACUUCACACCAUCACCAAGACAGCGGAGUACCUGCACUCACAGGGGGUGGUGCACAGAGACCUGAAACCAAGUAACAUCCUCUACGUUGAUGAGUCGGGUAAUCCAGAGUCCAUCAGGAUCUGUGACUUUGGCUUUGCUAAACAACUGCGAGCCAACAACGGCCUGCUGAUGACCCCGUGCUACACCGCUAACUUUGUAGCCCCUGAGGUGUUGAAGCGUCAGGGCUAUGAUGAAGGAUGUGACAUCUGGAGUCUGGGAGUCCUGCUGUACACCAUGCUGGCUGGGGUUACUCCAUUUGCUAAUGGUCCCGAGGACACCCCUAAUGAGAUCCUGAACAGGAUAGGCAAUGGUCACUUCAGUCUGACUGGAGGAAACUGGGACACUGUGUCUGAUAGUGCAAAGGAUCUUGUGUCCAAGAUGCUUCAUGUGGACCCUCUUCAAAGACUGACAGCCAAGCAGGUCCUCAAACAUCCCUGGAUCGUCCAGAGAGACAAACUUCCCAACAGCCAGCUCCCACACCACGACCCUAAACUGGUCAAGGGUGCGAUGGCGGCCACCUACUCUGCCCUGAAAAACUCCCAACCGACUCCAGAACUCAAGCCCAUUGAGAGCUCCUUCCUGGCCCAGAGGCGGGUCAAGAAGCUACCCUCCACCUCCCUGUAGAGACUCUUAUAAAGAACAGCCAAUCAGCUCACUGGAGACUGACCAAAACUACACCUCCUGGCUCCAACCACCCAGUCAGCUUGCAUUGGGGACUCCGAGUCCACACGCCUCUACCAGCCAAGGAACACUGACUGUGGUCCUGCCCCCAUCUUGUGACAUCACUCGUCCUGCUCUUGCUACUGUAUCAUUCUCCUCCUUUGGGCUGCUCUUAGCCAAUCUUUGGACAAGCAAAAAAAUCAUGAAAAUAGAUGGGGGCAAUUAGGGCAGAAUAAAAACAGUGCAGGUUUGGGCAGAUGUGUAAGUGUUGUGUGUAUGAUUAUGUGUGUGUGAGCGCGUUUGUGCAUGACCUGCCUCAGAGUCAAUGCAGCCAUGUUUUGGAUUGUGACGAUGACAGUUUUCUCUCCUCAUCACUGCUGUAAUUGGUUGUCAUUCGGCUUGCUGCACGCCUGUCUGUCUGCCUGUUUUGUUGUAUUUUGUCUUCUUUUUGUAAAGUUGAUGAGCUUUAUAUUACCGGUUGUGCUGCCAAAUCAAACUGUGCCGACAGCACGUAACCAGAGUACUGUCCAACUGCUGUUCAAUGUUUUUGGAAGAGCAAAGUUAAUAUGAAUAUGACACAUUUCUGCCACAAAUGCCUCUUUUGGCUUGGUACAGCCAGGAUAUGUGAAUUCUGGGAAAUGUCAAUGCUGAUGUUUUGUUAAUGUCAAUCAAUGCUUGUAUUUGUUUUACAGAGAGAGUGUAUGUGUGGUGUGUGUUAGUUGCAUGACUUGCCGAGUGUGGGGUGUCUUGCUGGACUCUGCAGGGUCAUGUGCAUGGUCCGGUGAUGUGAUGAUGUCAUGUGGCUUCCUCGUUUCUCUCCCUCUUCUCUGCUUGGUCAACUUGCUGGCAACCAUUUGAGAUGUCUCUUAUUUUCAUUACCACAAAAACUAGUAACAUAGGUGGCUUUCUGUGAAAGAAAACUUGCCCAAAGGAACAAUGUGGCAUGUUAAAAAAAAUCUAUAUUUGCUUUGUUUUCUUGUUUUUCCACUGUGUUUCUUUGAUAAUGCAUAUUGAAUGCUGUUUCCUGUGUUGGCUGCUUUUGUUGUUGACUGUUUUUUUUUUUCAUUUUGUCCAAAGAAAGUGGUGAUUAAAAGUAGUAAAAGAUACGCUGAGCACAUCACAAUCUGUGAACUCAGUGCCCCACAGGUCUCUCCUUCUGCUUUGAAAUAUAAAAGGGCAGAAAGGCUGAUAUUUUCUGUAUUUAAGCACUCCAGAACAGCCUCCCGAACCCUUCAAGAAACAUGUCAAAUCAUAGAGAUAUGCCUUCACCAUGAGCUAACAGUCUUUAAUUAACCCUUUUAUUCAUGUUUGAAUUUCUGUUGACUGGCUUCAUAGGGUAGGCCCUGUUUUCAGCUCGGUGCCUGGGCCUAAAGGUGAGGCAGAAUGUCCUUUACGGAUGACACAUGAGAAAAAAAACAGUCUGUAUACGUGUCGAAGGGAAGACCUGUGUGGCCAAAGAAUCAAUGAACCAGCUGUCUUACCUCAAAAGGGAUCAAAGUGAUAUUAUAAUUCUUGUUCGGUGGCAAAACUCCCUCCUUUGACUAAAUUUAUGGUGAGAUGUUAUUGUAUCAUAAAGAUGAAGAUUUUUAUAUCUUACAAAUAUUAAAAAUUCAGUUGCUAUGACAAA